ACGCUAUUGAAAAAAAAACGACAAAAGAAGGAAAAAGGGUAAAAGAGAGAGAGAGAGAGAUGUUUCCAAUCAGUUACAGAGUUCGGUAAUGGCGGAGAUAUGCUUUUUUGGAGGACUGGUCCAUUAUAAGGCUCCAUCUCCUUCCUCCUCUCUUCAUUAUUCUCUCUUCCGCUCCAAAUCCCAUCACUAUUCUCUCAUGUCCGCCUCCGUAUCAGUCGAAUGCCACUCCUCCUCCACCUCCACCGUUGAGCCACCUUCCCUCCUCGUCUUCUCAGGGGGCACUGGAUUUAACGGUGUGGUGGAAGAGCUGAAGAAGUUAACAACCAGAGUCGCUCAUGUUCUUCCUGUCUCUGAUGAUGGAGGGAGUACUGCUGAGAUUGUUCGUGUUCUCGGUGGACCAGCGGUUGGUGACAUACGUUCAAGAUGUUUAAGGCUGUCUGAUGAAAGUACUUCAGAGGCACUUGCUGUUAGGAGGUUGCUUGGACAUCGUUUACCUAUUGAUCCACAUAAGGCCAAGAAAGAUUGGUACGAUAUCGUGGAAGGCAAUCAUUCUCUGUGGGAUGGUGUAUCAAGACCUUACAGAGAAACAAUCCGCGCUUUCUUAAUUUACUUUCAGAAUGAGAUCCUUAGACGACCUAAUGAUUCAUUUUGCUUCGCUAAUGGAAGCAUUGGGAACUUCUUCUUUGCAGGAGCGAGGAUCUUUUUCCAGUCUUUAGACGCUGCCAUCUUUCUCUUUUCCCGUGUCUCAGAGAUUCCUUGCGACAGUUUGGUCCUCCCUGUGAUAUCAACCAACGAUAGGCUCACACUAGGAUGUGAGUUACAGGAUGGGACUAUAAUACGCGGACAGAACGAGAUCUCUCACCCGACCAAUGGGACUAUGCAGACCGUUGACAAGAGACAUUCUUCGACUCUUCCAUCAAAGAUGAAGAGAGUGUUUUACAUGUCAAGCGAGGGCAAUAAUCUGCUUCAUGAGGUCUUCCCACCAGUUAACCCAACUGUCUUGGACCAGUUGAGAAGCGUGGACUGUAUCGUUUACGCUAUGGGAUCCCUAUUCACUUCCAUUUGCCCAUCACUGGUUCUGCUUGGUGUUGGGGAGAUUAUCUCUUCCAGGUCAUGUCGUAAGGUGCUUCUUCUGAACGGUACACAAGACCGAGAAACCAGCGGCUUCACUGCUUCUUGCUUUGUGACUGCUAUUGCUGACGCUCUCAACAGAACUCAUGGAGAUCCUAAUAUCCGUCUAAACAAUCCACCUGGAUACUACAUCAACACUCUGUUGGUACCAAAAGAUGGAGAAAUAGCUGUAGAUCUCAAACAAUUGUCUGAACAAGGAAUCGAUGAUGUUGUUAGUAUCUCUCUAUCUCUCCUUCUUUCACUUUGUUUCCAAGUUUAUGUGGGCAACAACAAACACUUAUUUGUGCUCUCACUCUGUUUGUUGCAGAGAGUUGUGGAGACUGUUCGUGACCCAAAGCACGGCGUCUUGUUCAACCCGAGCUCACUGAUUAACACAUUAGCCAGUUUGGUGGAGUAAAUAGUAAUAUUCUUUAGGCCACAGCUGGUUUCUUCUUUUGCCUUCCGAGAUGAUUGAAUAUUCAUAAACGGAACAGUUUUUUUUUUUUUUUUUGUGUUUCUGUUUUUACUUGAUUCUUUGUGGAUUGAUAUAUAAGUAAAGGAAAGUCGCUCUUUCUCAAAAA
This is a messenger RNA of Raphanus sativus (radish), 1691 nucleotides long. RefSeq lists its product as uncharacterized. The transcript is spliced from 11 exons. The record is from RefSeq and is a predicted model, not a curated record. The coding region runs from base 89 to 1528 and encodes 479 amino acids. Gene Ontology annotation, molecular function: LPPG:FO 2-phospho-L-lactate transferase activity. Lineage: Eukaryota; Viridiplantae; Streptophyta; Magnoliopsida; Brassicales; Brassicaceae.